CGGGGAACCAGGAGAGCGUAGGGACCGCAGCCCGAGCCCCGAGGCGCACACCCUCUGGGAUCUGUGACCGGCCUCCUCCACUGGUGGCCGGCCUCCCGGUCCUGAAAGGCAGGCAGCACGGGAGUGUGUACCGAGGAAAACAGGUUCUCUGAGUUUUUCUGGUUUGCUCUCAGCUCUCUACUGGACCAUCAAUUUCUUUCCUUCGGGAAAAAUGCGCUCUGCCAAUGACUAAUCGCGGCCGUGCUGAGAUGAUAUCAGCUGUCACCUGCACAGCAGGACCCACGCCCGUGCGGAAAUGAGCAGAUAGCCCGGCGGCUGCAGCCCCAACCUGCCAGCACACCUGCCUCCUCUGGCAGAGCCGCUAGAAGUUUUGCUGCUGCCAGGGCCGCCUCUGUCCUUGCUGCAGGCCGCGGACAUGUGGCCAUUGCAGUGACCGCUCGGGGGCCCCGAGGCUGACCCAGGUGUCUGAGGAGCAGCUGUGUCCCCGCGGGCUGAGUGUGGAGCCCCUGGAUGGAGCUUGGGACCCGGGCCCCUCAUGUCUGUCCUGCUGACGCUGUGUCUCGCGCUCCUGCCCCUGGCGACCCCAGGCCGAGGCGCCCAGCAAUGGGAGCCCUGCACAGACCUGCGCCCCCUGGACAUCUUGGCAGAGGCGGUCCCUCUGGAUGGCGUCGCGGGCGGAAUCAGGGUGAUGCGGGUUCAAGGUGUGCGAGGACUGCAGCUCUCGGCCGCUGCCCCCCACGCCGUGAGCUUCCCUGCCUCGAGGAUUUUCGUCAGAUGCGACCUGUUCCCUGAAGAAUUUUCCAUCGUUGUAACCUUGAAAGUUCCCAUUCUUCCCCCUAAGAAGAACGAGUACCUGCUCACGGUGCUGGCGGAGGAGCGCGACGCGCUGCUGCUCGGCCUGCGCUACUCGCCCGCCCAGCUGCACUUCCUGUUCCUCCGCGAGGACGCGGCGGGCGUCUGGCAGACCCGCGUGUCCUUCCGCAGCCCGGCUUUGAUGGACAGCGAGUGGCACACGCUGGUCUUGGCCGUCUCUGAAGGAUCCUUUUCCCUCACCAUGGACUGCGGCCUCCCCGUGGACAUAACGGCCGAUGUGCCCUUCCCGGCCACCCUGUCAGUGCGAGGAGCCCGGUUCUUCAUCGGCAGCCGGAGGAGAACCAAAGGCCUGUUCACGGGCCUGCUGAGGCAGCUGGUCCUGCUGCCCGGCUCGGACGCCACCCCAAGGCUGUGUCCCUGCAGGAAUGCCGAGUUUGCUGUGCUGUCCAUCCCCCCGAUCCUGUGGGGUCUCACAGGGAGGCCAGAAGAUAAUGAGGUGCCAAAAUAUCCCUAUGAAACCGACAUGAAGGUGACACUGGGAUCCCGGCCUCCGUGUACCAAAGUGGAGGACGCCCAAUUCUGGUUUGACGCCAGCCGGAGGGGGCUGUACCUGUGCGUGGGCAGCGAGUGGGUCUCCGUGUUAGCAGCCAAGGAAAAACUGGACUAUGUGGAGGAACAUCAGAGCCUGUUCACAAACUCGGAGACUCUGGGCAUCGAGGUCUUCGUCAUCCCCGAGGCCGGGCUCUUUGUAGCAACCGCCAAUCGGAAAACCACAUCCGCCAUCUACAAGUGGACCGAUGGAAAGUUCGCCUCGUACCAGAACAUCCCCACAUACCAAGCUCAGUCCUGGACACAUUUCACCAUUGGAAAAAGGAUCUUCCUGGCCGUGGCCAACUUUGAACCAAAUGAGAAGGGUCAGGAAUUCUCCGUCAUUUACAAAUGGAGCCAGAGAAAGCUACUGUUCACACCAUACCAGAGGGUCCCCACCCACAGCGCCCGGGACUGGGAGGCCUUCCAGGUGGCUGGGGAGCACUUCCUGGCCGUGGCCAACCAUCGGGAAGGUGACAACCACAACAUUGACAGCGUCAUCUACAAGUGGAACCCCAGGACCCGUCUCUUCGAGGCCAACCAGACCAUUGCCACCUCGGGCGCCUACGACUGGGAGUUCUUCACCGUGGGUCCCUACUCCUUCCUGGCGGUGGCCAACGCCUUCAACGGCACGUCCACCAAGGUGAACUCCCACCUCUACGUCUGGCUCGUCGGCUCCUUCCAGCUCUUCCAGUCUUUCCAGACGUUCGGCGCCGCCGACUGGGAAGUGUUCCACAUAGGAGAGAGGAUCUUCCUGGCUGUCGCCAACAGUCACAGCUACGACAUGGAGAUGCACGUGCAGAACGACUCCUACGUCAUCAACUCUGUCAUCUACGAGCUGAACGUCCGCGCCCAGACCUUCGUCAAGUUCCAGGAGGUUCUUACCUGCAGUGCUCUGGACUGGGAGUUCUUCUCAGUGGGAGAAGAUUAUUUCCUGGUGGUUGCAAACUCCUUCGACGGAAAAACCUUCUCAGUCAACAGUAUUAUUUACAGGUGGCAGGGGUACGAAGGCUUCGUGGCCGUGCACAGCCUCCCGACCUUCGGCUGCAGGGACUGGGAAACCUUCCGCACCACGGCUGGUGCCUACCUCGUCUACUCCAGCGCCAAGGAGCCCCUCUCCCGGGUCCUGAGGCUGAGGACAGGGUGACAGUCCCUGGGCUCCCAGGAACAGGACCUGCCCGGCGCACCCAGAAUCCUGCCCGAGGAGCCCUAGAACCUCCGGGGGCACGAGCCCGGGCAGCGUGGCUUCCAGUGCAUCGUCCCUGCCAUCGUCCAGUCGGGGACGUCCAUCACCUCUCCACCCUGGGAACCGUGAUGGCCAGAUCCAGUGCCUCGUGGUCGGUCUGGCGGAAGACCAGAGCCGCCCCUGCAAGUCUGGGUGUCCUACAAGGAUUUCCCUUCAAAGGAUAAGUCCACACAAAAUUUUACCUCAAAAGCAGCGGGGCCUCGUCACCUUCCCCGUUGGCGGGCCCAGACUUGGGACAGGCUUCACGCCGCUUACGUGUUCGUGCCAGUUAUUUAUUGUAUCCUGUCUAUACUGAAAUAUAUUUAUGACGCUCUUUACAGGG
Messenger RNA from Diceros bicornis minor, 2969 nucleotides. RefSeq names its product thrombospondin type laminin G domain and EAR repeats (gene TSPEAR). Gene Ontology annotation, biological process: signal transduction. Bases 536 to 2548 code for a protein of 670 amino acids. The transcript has 12 exons. Lineage: Eukaryota; Metazoa; Chordata; Mammalia; Perissodactyla; Rhinocerotidae. The record is from RefSeq and is a predicted model, not a curated record.